Aspergillus pseudonomiae is the source of this 1471-nucleotide messenger RNA. RefSeq lists its product as uncharacterized. Bases 184 to 1104 code for a protein of 306 amino acids. The record is from RefSeq and is a predicted model, not a curated record. NCBI's taxonomy places the organism in Eukaryota, Fungi, Ascomycota, Eurotiomycetes, Eurotiales, Aspergillaceae. The transcript has 2 exons.
CCAACGAGUUACUCAAUCGCCCCUGCUAGCCGCAAAUCCCUCAUACUUUGGUGACCUUAGGGGAGAUUUAGUGCUCCACCGCUGGACCCGGCGUCCCUUUGGCGCAAGGUACCUAUCGUCGAACUAUCCCAGAUAUAUCUGUGGUCCAUAUUAUAUUUAUACGCAAAUCUCUCACCGCCAUCCAUGACUCAAGGCAACUUUUCUUUUCACCAUCGACGCUCUCCUUCCGGUUCGUAUGCCCCGAAGCUGAGAACAGCCCGGCCGGCACUACAUCGGAAAGGCACAUCCUUUGUGAAUCACUCCAUCUCGAAGCUGGGUGCAGGACACACCAGGUAUAGUGAAUCAGAUAACGAGAGUCAAUUCGAGAUGGCGGCCAGUUUUCUCAAUUUUUGUUGCCGUCGCAAGGACUCCCAUAAACCACUCUCAGCUUCCUUCACAUCGAAUCACACCAUGUCAUCUUCCUCCACUCCUCCAUCUUCUCCUCCUAUGUCUCCCCGAACCAUUGUACCACCUAUGACUCCCACCAAAGCUCCUAUCACAUCGACUCAGGCCACCCGGAUACUGGGUGAGUUCCACGACUCCACGACAGAUCAGGACCCGUCCGAAUGGAAGCCGGUAAUACCCAUGGGUACCAAUGGUUCAGCCUCGCUGGCUUCAUCGGAAGCCUGGCAGUAUCUGUCUCGAUUUCACAGCGGCUCUGCGCCCGUCCCGAUGCGCCGUCCCAGGGUCGAACACCGGAGCUCAGCCAGUUUGUUCACGCUGUUGGGUAGUACGGGUGCCCCUCCAUCGCUGACACAUUCCCCAUCUACUGCGGCGUCUUCUUUCAGCAGCAAUGCUUCUGAGAGCUACCUGAAUGAGCCGGCCCAUCGUCCGUUGCCUCCCCGCCACAAAUCCAACUUCUCGGGUAGUGCUAAUGGCACGAAGGGCGUUGAGCUAGUUGUCCCUCACAUGGAGGUUCGGGUGGGGGACUCUACUGUCGACAUGACCAGGGGAUCCAUUUUUCCAGCAAGCAGUGGGCUUUGGGGGGAUCACAAUGACAAGUUGCCCGCAACCGUCAGGAUUUCGGGUACCGUGCCCCUCCAUACACCUGUGCGCCCGCAGUAAGAAUUUCUGUGGGUAGCUGGAUUGCUGCUGUCCUCAAUGGGCUUAAGUGACGUGAUUGUCAUUGUAAGGCGCGUGGACAUGGUGUUACGGGACUAGUUGGAUUAUAGCUAUCUUUCUUUUGGGUUUGAAACUUGCGUGUGGUUUUCAAGGAGUCAGCGGAUCUCCAAACAAGCGAGGAAAUAUGACGUUACGGACGAAGGACAUGGUAGUUCUAUCUUUGCUUUCAGAAUUCAGCGAAUCGCACCGAAUAGAUGUUAAUAGCGCAGGCUCAGACAAGCAUUUGGCUAAUAGGUUACAUAGAUAAGGUAUAGCAAAAAUGGAUUUUCAUGUGGUGUCUAUGUGACGAUGUGCCGACAGUAGUUCUAGG